UGAAGUAGCUAGCUACUACUCGCGCAGCCAGAUUGAAGCAGGUGUACAACAUGGCGAUCACAGGCAACGGAUCUCUCGCUACUCUUCUCUUUUUGUUCAUGAUUCCAGCAGCUCUUCACAAAGGAGCUGCUCAGUACCCAGUCCAGAGUCAGAACCUGGUGACAGACAAUGUGGAGGUGGUGGAGGGUGACGUGGCCGUCAUCAGCUGCAGGGUGAAGAACAACGACGACUCUGUCAUCCAGCUCCUCAACCCCAACAGACAGACCAUCUACUUCAGAGACGUCCGACCCCUGAAAGAUGCUCGCUUCCAGCUGGUCAACUUCUCGGACAAUGAGCUGCGGGUGUCUCUAUCCAAUGUGAGCCUGUCGGAUGAGGGGAGAUACGUGUGCCAGCUCUACACGGACCCCCCACAGGAGGCCUAUGCAGACAUCACUGUGCUGAUCCCUCCAGGCAACCCAAUCAUCGAGUCCCGGGAGGGGCAGGUGAUUGAGGGCAACGAGACAGAGAUGACCUGCACCGCUAUGGGCAGCAAGCCCGCCGCCACAAUCAGAUGGAUGAAGGGAGACAAAGAGCUCCAAGGCAUAUCCAAGGUGGAGGAGACAUAUGACCACAUGUUUACGGUGACCAGCCAGCUGAGGUUCAUCGUCACUAAGGAGGACGACGGCGUGCCCGUGGUGUGCAUCGUGGACCACCCAGCCGUCAAAGACUUCCAAGCCCUGACGUACCUGGUGGUACAUUAUAAACCGGAGGUGAAGAUCAUAGUUGAGUUUCCUGAUGGGCUGCCAAGGGAGGGACAGAACAUGGAGCUGUCAUGCCAGGCCAAAGGCAAACCCCAUCCUCAGCAGAUCAACUGGGUGAAGGUGGAUGAUGACCUGCCCUCACACGCCCUCAUCACCGGCCCGGACCUGUACAUCGAGAACCUCAACAAGACCUACAACGGCACCUACCGCUGCUUCGCUGCCAACUCAGUGGGCGAGUCGUAUGACGACUACAUCCUCUACGUCUACGAUUCCAGGGCUGGAGAGGGAGCACCGAGAGCGGUCGACCAUGCGGUCAUCGGAGGAGUGGUGGCUGUGGUUGUCUUUGCCAUGCUCUGUCUACUCAUCAUUUUGGGACGGUACUUUGCAAGACACAAAGGUACCUACUUCACGCAUGAAGCUAAAGGAGCCGACGAUGCAGCAGAUGCAGACACGGCCAUUAUCAACGCAGAGGGGGGCCACAACAAUUCGGACGAGAAAAAGGAGUACUACAUAUAGAAAUCACAGGGUCCAAAUACUGUCCCCUGUGGGACACCAUACUGUCUUUGGGUGAGGGGUGCUUGGGGUUUAAGUAUGGUUGGGUAGGGGGGGUAGGAUGGGUUGGUUUUAGUGGUGAUUGCCAGGGAUUGAACAAUGUAUAGUCCAGUCUGUGCAGCUGAAGAGGAACAGUUUUGUGUGUAUAAGGUGGAAAGAUAGGGAAGGGAGAGUAGGUUUUUG
This is a messenger RNA of Salvelinus sp. IW2-2015, 1475 nucleotides long. Its product is annotated as cell adhesion molecule 1-like. Gene Ontology annotation, cellular component: neuron projection; plasma membrane; synapse. Gene Ontology annotation, biological process: cell recognition; detection of stimulus; susceptibility to natural killer cell mediated cytotoxicity. Lineage: Eukaryota; Metazoa; Chordata; Actinopteri; Salmoniformes; Salmonidae. Gene Ontology annotation, molecular function: signaling receptor binding. The record is from RefSeq and is a predicted model, not a curated record.